CCAAAACAAAAUCUCAUCUCCGAUCACAUUAGAUUUCGUAUUCCGAUUACAAAGCAUUGUCCUGGAUUCUCAAACUCGUAAAGAAGAUGGACUCGGACGAAGAAGACUUCGUAUUCUACGGAACGCCGAUAGCUCGCGAGGAUGACGUCACCACCAGCCGGAAGAAGAAGUCCGUCGCCGAAGCCUCCGGUCAGCUGCGCACUCUCGCUCCUUGGAAGCAAGAGGUUAGAGAUGAAGAAGGGAGAAGAAGAUUUCACGGAGCCUUUAGCGGAGGGUAUUCUGCUGGAUACUACAACACAGUGGGCUCGAAAGAGGGUUGGACACCACAGACCUUUGUGUCUUCCCGUAAGAACAGAGCUGAAGUCAAACAGCAGGACAUUUUGAACUUUCUGGAUGAAGAUGAAAGAGCUGAAAUGGAAGGUCAAUCUUUGGGGACAUCUUCGCAGUUUGAUACAUUUGGAUUGACAGCUGCAGAUCACGCUAGAAAACAUGCAGAAAAGGAACAGCAGAAAAGGCCAUCAGCUAUUCCUGGACCUGUUCCUGAUGAAUUGGUACUUCCAGCCACAGAUUCUAUAGGUGUAAAAUUGCUGCUGAAGAUGGGAUGGCGCCAUGGUCGUUCAAUUAAGGAUUCACAUGCUGAUGUAGCAUAUGAUGCUCGAAGGGAAGGUAGAAAAGCUUUCUUAGCAUUUUCUGCUAAUGAUGCGAAAACACAGCUGGCUGACUCCGAUCCCAUUCAUGAUAAUUCUGAAAAUUAUUCAGAGCAGCAUGCAAGUGAUGAUGUUCGAUCUUCACAAAAUACACCUGUUUAUGUACUCAACCCAAAGCAGGAUAUGCAUGGAUUAGGCUUUGAUCCUUUUAAGCAUGCUCCUGAGUUUAGGGAAAAGAAAAGGUCACGUGUAUCUGAUAAUAGGGGCCCUGGAAACAAAAGUUCUCUUUUACUGAAGAAUAGUCUAUUUGGCUUGAAGUCAGGAAAAGCUGCUCCUGGUUUUGGAAUUGGAGCACUUGAAGACUUUGAUGCUGAAGAUGAGGAUGUGUAUGGCUCUGGCUAUGACUUUGAGGAGACUUAUGUUGAAGAUAUUGAUGAGCCAACAAAAUUGAUCAUGGAUAGUAAGCAAACGUCUGUUAGAAAGGAACCAGGUGCUCUCUCUGGAUUUAGACUUGCAUCAAAUUCUGACUACCAACUUGAAAGAUUUGAUCCUCCUGUAGUUCCAAAGGAUUUUGUACCCCAACAUAAAUUUUCUGGGCCUCCUGAGACUAGCUACAAGCUUGGAGAUCCUGGGCCCCCGGAAGUCCCUCCUCCUCAGGAUAAUAAUCUGAAAGUGUUAAUUGAUGGGGUGGCAACUUUAGUAGCUCGAUGCGGCAAAUUAUUUGAGGAUCUCUCAAGAGAGAAAAAUCAAUCAAAUCCAAUGUUCAGUUUCCUUGUUGGAGGAAAUGGUCAUGAGUAUUAUGCAAGGAAGCUGUGGGAGGAGCAACAGAAGAGAGGAGAUCAAACUAAGCUGCAAUUAGAUGGUAAAUUGUCUCCAAGAACACAGAAAAUGACAGCAGAGGGUCGUGGGAAACUUUUAGGGGAAAGGCCUUUGGAGCGAAGCUCUAAAGACUCGAGUACAUCAAUUUCUUCCACUGAUGCCAUUCAUCUUCAGUACAAUCUUUCAGAUACAUUUACUGAUCCCUCAUCAUAUAGUGAAAUGCCAGUAGUCGCAAAACCCUUCAUAAAUGAUGCAGCAAAGCAAGAAAGAUUUGAGCAGUUUCUGCACGACAAGUACCAAGGAGGGCUUCGAUCUACCGAGUCCGGUAGAGCUAGUCAUAUGUCAGAAGCAGCUCGUGCUCUUGAGAGAUUAGACUUUGAAGUUGCAGCCGAGGCAAUAAAAAAAGGGAAAUGGAGUAAAGAGAUAUCCACAUCACUUACUGGAGGGAUGGAAUUUACUUCUGGGGGAUUUGUGCAAGCUAAAGAUACUCAAGCUGAAGAUGCGAUCCCAAAGGAAGUCCAUGUAAAACGAACAGAAUAUCAAUGGCGUCCCUCACCUAUCCUAUGCAAACGCUUUGAUCUGAUUGAUCCUUAUAUGGGGAAGCCACCACCAGCUCCACGAUCCAAGAGUAAAAUCGAAACUCUCAUUUUCACAUCCGAUUCUGUAAAAGCGACUAAAGAAGAAGAAACUAUAAUUGUAAAGAGAGACUCAUACCACAUUCCUCAACCUGAGCCCCAAGGAAUAAGCAAAGACGUAGCUGACGAUGAAAGUGGUGGUGAGGUAGAAGUUGAAAACGUUGAGAGGCCUGUUGACCUUUACAAGGCUAUCUUUUCUGAUGAUUCAGAUGAUGAGGAGGAUAUCUCUACUCCUAAUGAAGUUAAUCCAGAGAAGAAGGUUGAAGCAGCUAAUACAACAUUAAACCGUUUGAUUGCAGGUGACUUUUUGGAAUCUUUGGGUAAAGAACUUGGCCUAGAGGUUCCGCCCGAGUUGCCUUCCUCAACAAACAAAACCAUGAAUUCUGCUCCUCCCAAAGAGAUUGCCAAUGCCAAUUCAAGAAUUUACAAUACUUACCCAGUUGAAGAAAAACCUUCUUCCACUCUCAAUGUCCCUCACGCCAGCAGGGAGAUUGUUCAAGAUCGUACAUCCGAGAGAAAGGAAACUGUUAAUGGUAACUUGAUGGGUAGCUCAGCCGGAAGUAAUAGCAAAUACGCUGAGACUGCUUCUUUAGGCAAUCAUGUUGAUAGAAAUAGCUCGGAGAAAGGACCUUUACUGGAUAGGAAAUUCAAAACACCCUCAAGGCGGCACCGAAGUUCGAGCAGCAGCUCAUCAUCAGAAGAUGAGAGCAGUAGAAAACGCUCCAGGCGACAUCGACAUAGACAUAGACACAGCGAUUCAGAUAGUGAUUCAUCCGGUGAUCAACGAGACCGAUACCAUUCUAGGUCUAAAGGGAAAAAGAAAGGAUCCUCACGAGAAAAGAGCAGUAGUAGCAGAAGUCACUCAAAACAUAAGCGUAGAAGCAGAGACUCCCCCAGUAGAUAUGAUUAUUCCCCUGAGAAGGAACGCUCAGAAACCAAGAGAGACAAGCACAGGAGGAGGGAAUGAACAUGAGGUUUGCUUCCCACCUUUAAGCUGGAAUGCCAAAUCGCAUAGAAUUAUGGAGCAUCCUGUCCUGAAUAGACGAAGCUUCGUUUUCUUGCUCUUUUUUUGGAGGAAUUUAAAUAUGAAAUUAGAUUGUACUUAAUAGAGGUUGCAUGGUCUAUAGUUUCAGAAAUUAAAUUCUUAGACAAGUAACGAUCAUCUGCAUUGUCACGGAGCUCGAAUUAUUACUGCCGCUGAUGUAAUGUUGUCACGUAAUGUACAUGUAUAGUGUGCUGGUAAUAUUAGGCAUUUUUUCCUUUU
This is a messenger RNA of Fragaria vesca subsp. vesca, 3365 nucleotides long. Its product is annotated as G patch domain-containing protein 1-like. Gene Ontology annotation, biological process: mRNA processing. The transcript has 16 exons. The coding region runs from base 87 to 3068 and encodes 993 amino acids. Gene Ontology annotation, cellular component: nucleus. Gene Ontology annotation, molecular function: RNA binding. Lineage: Eukaryota; Viridiplantae; Streptophyta; Magnoliopsida; Rosales; Rosaceae. The record is from RefSeq and is a predicted model, not a curated record.